This is a messenger RNA of Ipomoea nil (Japanese morning glory), 3070 nucleotides long. RefSeq names its product nucleolin-like. The transcript has 11 exons. Bases 175 to 2661 code for a protein of 828 amino acids. NCBI's taxonomy places the organism in Eukaryota, Viridiplantae, Streptophyta, Magnoliopsida, Solanales, Convolvulaceae. Gene Ontology annotation, cellular component: nucleus. Gene Ontology annotation, molecular function: mRNA binding. The record is from RefSeq and is a predicted model, not a curated record.
AAACCUCAAAUAUUUGUUUCCUCAUACUUCAACAGUUGAACGUCACCUAACAACCUAUAACUACCAUAUCAAAUUCAAGCUAGGGUUUCUACUGUGUGUCUGCAACGCACCAAUUCCCAGGGGCUUUGAUUCUCAGCUUUUACGUUUUUGAGGCUUUUGUGCUUUAGGAUAACUAUGCCUCCGAGAGCGAGGAAGACGGCAGCCGGACCGGGCGCGAAAAGAGGGGGUCGGCCCAUUCGCGGGGCGUCCAGGGUCCAGCCCCUGCCUGCCGAGGAGCCGUUGAAGACUGUGAAGGUCGAAGAAGAGGAGAAACCCUCGCCGGGGUCUAAAAUGGAGCCGAAGGUUGAGGAAAAGCCACUAGCUGUUAAGGAGAAAUCCGUGACGCCGCCGAAAAUUGAACCAGAGAUGGAGAAACGUGAGGUUGAGAAGAAACAUGAGAACCGGUCUGGUCCUGGUAAGAAAGAUGAAGUUAAAGAGUCAGUUGAUGAAUAUGAAAAGGAUGAAAGGUUAGAUUUGGAGGACAACGAACCUGAGUAUGAAACUGAAGAGUAUACUGCUGUAGAUUAUGAUGAAAGGGGAACUGAUCAGGAGGAUAUAGAGGAAGAGUGUGUUGAAGUUGUGGAAGAACUUGAGGAGGGUGAUUUUGGUGAAGAGGAAGAUGGUGAUAUGGGUGAGGAGGAAGUUGAAGAUGUCCAUGACUCCCAUGAGGAUGUUGAGGUUGAAGAAGAUAAUGACCACCAUGCUGAGAUGGUUGAUGCAGCUGAGGAGGAAGAACAUCAUGAAAUUGUGAAGGAAAGGAUGAAGCGCAAGGAGUUUGAAAUUUUUGUAGGUGGCUUAGACAAGGAUGCUACUGAGGAUGAUCUUAAAAAGGUCUUUAGUCAAGUUGGUGAAGUUACUGAAGUGAGGCUUAUGAUGAAUCCUCAGACCAAGAAGAACAAAGGAUUUGCAUUUUUGCGUUUUGCAACAGUUGAACAAGCCAGGCGAGCUUGUAAAGAAAUGAAACUUCCAGUGGUUAAUGGGAAACAAUGUGGUGUCACACCAAGUCAAGACAGUGAUACCCUGUUUUUGGGUAACAUAUGCAAGACAUGGACAGAGAAAGCUUUAAAGGACAAGUUGAAGCACUAUGGUGUUGAGAAUAUUAAUGAUUUGACAUUAGUUGAGGACACAAAUAAUGUCGGGAUGAAUCGAGGCUUUGCAUUCUUGGAGUUCUCCUCGCGCUCAGAUGCCAUGGAUGCAUUUAAGUGUCUGCAGAAGCGAAAUGUUGUUUUUGGAGUUGACAAGCCUGCCAAGGUUUCAUUUUCAGAUUCAUUCAUUGAUCCAGGUGAUAAAAUCAUGGCACAGGUCAAAACAGUGUUCGUGGAUGGCCUUUCUGCAUCUUGGGAUGAGAAUCAUGUCCACAACCUUCUUAAAAAAUAUGGGAAGAUUGAAAAAAUUGAGCUUGCUUGUAACAUGCCAUCUGCCAAGAGAAAGGAUUUUGGAUUUGUUACUUUUGACUCCCAUGAUGCUGCAGUCACUUGUGCUAAAAUGAUUAACAAUGAGGAGCUAGGUGAAGGAGAUAAUAAGGCGAAGGUUAGGGCUAGAUUGUCAAGACCACUUUCAAGGGCCAGGGGAAAGUAUGGUGGCCGGGGUGAUGUCCGACAUAGGCAUGGACCAGUAAGAGUUCCCAGGGCCCCAUGGGGUCGUCCAGUCCCACCUAGUCUUCCUGUGCGUCGACCAAGAACUGGUAUGCGUGUGCAACCUGUGGUUGAUCGUAGUUUCAGACGACCCGUUGGAUAUAGAGAUUCUCGACCAGUCAUGACCAUACCACCUCGGAGCAGACCAGUGGCUCCUCCUUUGGCCCGAAGGUCCUAUAACAGGAGACAACCUGCUCCUGUAUAUCCAAAAAAUAGUUUUAAAAGGGACUAUGAGCGGCGUGAAGAGCUUGCUCCUCCUAGAAGCAGAGAUUCAACAGCCUAUGCUCAUAGACUGUCUUCCGAUAAGCGUACAUUGUAUAGAGAGGAAUAUUCUUCCCGUGGGCCUAGCUAUCCUGAUUUGCCAAUAGAAACAUCUCGAACUUCAGCAAGAAGAGCUUAUGUUGAUGAUAACUAUGGCCCUGUGAUUGAAAGACAACCUCCAGCAUACUACCGUGAGGGACGUGGUCAUGAAUAUGAGUCUAUAUCUGGCUCAAAACGUUCAUAUUCUGCACUUGACGAUGUCCCUCCUCGAUAUGAUGAUCCAGGAGUGCGACAUUCCCGUGCACGUUUGAGUUAUGAUGUUGCAGGGGGCAAUGCUUCUCAAUAUGGGGAUGCCUAUGGUGACAGGUUUGUUGUCAUUAACUUGAAGAAAGUAUUUAGUUUCCUUUUCGCCAUCUGCAUUACUAUACUGACUUGUCUUUUGUUUUAUAGCAGACUUGGGAGGUCUAAUCUUGGAUAUAGUGGCAGCAGAAGUAGUAUAUCUAGUCAGGAUUCACGUGGGCUGUAUAAUAGUCGCCAUGGUAUGGGCUAUAGUGGAGGCUCCUAUAGUCGUAGUGACGCUGGUGGGGUGUACUCAUCGGGGUAUGGUGGUAAUUACGUGUCUCGUGGUGGUGAUGUCGGUGGUAGUUCCUAUUCGUCACUUUAUUCUAGUCGUGGCAUGGGUGGUAGUGGCUAUAUGGGGAGCGGUGGGUCUGGAUCUUAUUAUUGAGGUAAGUUACUAGAUGAAGACUUCCCUGCCCCCCUUCCACCAAAAAGUAAACGAACUAGAAGAAGGGCAGUUUUGUCAUAUUUUUUGCUCGAACGGAAUAUAUGAUUGUUUGAAGUUAUAGCUCGUGCUUCUUCUUCUCAAGGUCCUGUCGAUAAGGACAGGAUGAUCAUGAUGGUUAUUGAGAUGGAAGUAUAAGUAUAACAAGCAAGUAAAGGGUCUUUGUGGUUUGAGGGAGAAGAUGCUUAUUAUAUCCAAUCAUUUGAUGCAAGAGGAAUAUGGUGAGAUCAGUUUAAAUCAUAGAUGUAAUGACAGUUUAGUUUCCUAGUGAUAGGACAACUGUUUACUAAAUGAUAUUUAUUUCAAUUAUUUUUUUAUUGGUAUAUAUACUUGCUAGAGUUUAAUGGAAUAA